GCGCGCUGCUGAUUAGCAUCUCAUUAGCAUAUGACGCGGGCAGGAAACGGCGGCGGCGGCAUGGGGCGGAGCGGGGCCGCGCUGCGGCUGGCGCUGGAGGGGAACAUCGCCGUGGGGAAAUCGACCUUCCUGAAGCUGCUGGCUGCCACCUUCCCGCGGUGGCACCUGGUGACAGAGCCGCUGGCGCAGUGGCGCGAGGUGCCGGCUGCUGGCACUGCCCAGGGCUUGCGGGGCGGUGCCAACCUGCUGCAGCUGAUGUACCAGGAGCCUGCCCGCUGGUCCUACACCUUCCAGACCCUGUCGUGCCUGAGCCGCCUCAGGGCGGCCCUGGAGCCCCCCGAGGAGGGCGGGGGCACCCCCGGCGCCCCCCGGCCCGUGCGCGUCUUUGAGCGCUCGCUCUUCAGUGACAGGUACCCCAAAAGGGGCACGGGGG
Messenger RNA from Passer montanus (Eurasian tree sparrow), 433 nucleotides. Its product is annotated as deoxyguanosine kinase, mitochondrial-like. NCBI's taxonomy places the organism in Eukaryota, Metazoa, Chordata, Aves, Passeriformes, Passeridae. Gene Ontology annotation, cellular component: cytoplasm; mitochondrion. The annotation marks the transcript as partial. Gene Ontology annotation, molecular function: deoxyguanosine kinase activity. The transcript has 3 exons. The record is from RefSeq and is a predicted model, not a curated record.